AUGGCCUCCUCCAGCUACCCCCUCCGCCCCGUCCCCCCCCUCAACGCCCCCGUCCGGCGCCCCCAGGAAAUCACACACUUCUCCUUCGACGACACCCACACCCUCGUGCACUCGGCCGCCUCCCUCAAAACCUACUACCCGCCGGCGCUGCCCGCGCAGCUCUCCAACGGCUUCUCCACCUUCAUCAAGCACGACCCCAGCAUCGACGGGCACAUCGACGGGCUGCUGAGCGCGCUGGAGCACCUCGAGCGGCGCACGGGCGAGCGCACGCGCGCCGACGUCGUCACGUGGCGCGGCAUGAUGACAAAGUUCAUGACGGCGCCGUUUGAGGGCCGCGACGGGUGGGAGAUGAAUGCGGUGGUGCUAGAGGGUACACUGUUUAUCGAGGAGAACCAUGCGCAUGCGUACAAGCAGCAGAGUCGCGGGAACCAGAACCAGGACAGGCGCGGCGAGGAGAUGAGCUACUGGGGGUACAAGUUUGAGACGCUCUCGACCAUCUCGGGCAACUGGGACGAGUGUCCAAGGGAGGUGAUUGAGUCGCGCGACGAGGAGGUGGUCUCGAACGAGGCGCAGUUCUGCUCCAUUGUCAAGACGGGCUUUGGGGACACGCGGGUUGUGAUUGGGGGUGAGGUUGAUGCCGUCUGGAACUCAAAUCCCCCAAGAGACCCCAACAACCCGCCCAUCUACGUCGAGCUCAAGACCUCCAAGAUCAUCGACCCCAACACGCGCGACGGCCUCAACUACGAGCGCAAGCUCCUGCGCUUCUGGGCGCAGUCCUUCCUGCUGGGCAUCGCCAAGGUCAUUGUCGGCUUCCGCGACGACAGCGGCGUGCUGCGCUCGCUCAAGACGUACGAGACGCAGGAGCUCCCCGGGAUCGCGCGCCGCUCGGGCAGGAACCUGUGGGACGCGAAGGUGAGCAUUGACUUUACGGCGGGGCUGCUGGCGUGGCUGAAGGAGACGAUUGUUGGCGGCGGGGAGGAGGGCGUGGUGUGGAGGGUGAGAUUGAGGCCGCGCGGGGAUAGGAUCGAGGUGGAGAGGACGGCGGAGAAGUCGUUUUUGACGGAGGGCUUUGUGAGGUGGAGAGAGGAGCUGGCGGCGAGGGGUGACACGAUGGAGGAGCAGUGGUAG
Messenger RNA from Morchella sextelata, 1128 nucleotides. RefSeq lists its product as uncharacterized. Bases 1 to 1128 code for a protein of 375 amino acids. The transcript is spliced from 5 exons. The record is from RefSeq and is a predicted model, not a curated record. Gene Ontology annotation, cellular component: nucleus; cytosol. Gene Ontology annotation, molecular function: mRNA 5'-diphosphatase activity. Lineage: Eukaryota; Fungi; Ascomycota; Pezizomycetes; Pezizales; Morchellaceae. Gene Ontology annotation, biological process: NAD-cap decapping; nuclear-transcribed mRNA catabolic process.